This is a messenger RNA of Phytophthora infestans T30-4, 1191 nucleotides long. RefSeq lists its product as uncharacterized. Gene Ontology annotation, cellular component: cytoplasm. The transcript is spliced from 4 exons. The record is from RefSeq and is a predicted model, not a curated record. Lineage: Eukaryota; Oomycota; Peronosporomycetes; Peronosporales; Peronosporaceae. Bases 1 to 1191 code for a protein of 396 amino acids. Gene Ontology annotation, molecular function: protein binding.
AUGAACUUGCUGCAGGGCAAGAGCAACCAGUAUCUACGCGAGGCUAUACUCGAGGAAAGCGUGGAGAAGGCGCGGCGCUACCUGACGCUCAAGAUUGGCAAGGCUGAUGUGGCGGCGCUUACGGAAAGUGGCGGCUUCUCCAUGCUGCACUGCGCCUGCCUCGUGGGGAACACGCAGAUCGCCAUGAUGCUACUUCAGCACGGGGCCGACGUACUCGCGCUAACUGACGAUGGCUACACGGCGCUGGAUCUGGCCAUCUGGAGGGGUCACUUACAGAUCAUCGAGUUGCUGCGGUCUCAGGGCUGCGUGGCGCCCAUGAAAGAGCCCGAGAGUUUGAAUGGCAAAGCGAUCUCCCACCUUGGACGCAAAGCCACCGUCGUCUUCUUCGAGCCUAGCACGAGCAUCCGCACAAGCAGUUUGCGUGGUCUUUACUACGAAGAUAAAGGAGAAGCCAAGCUCGUGAACCUCUGGGCCGGCACCGACUACAAAAUCGUAGGCUCGAAUCCAUACUACGAGGAGCUACGCAAGUUUGACUACCAGUACGCCGAGAUUCCAGUGACACUCCCGCAAGACUACGACGCCAUGCUACAGGGAGCUCUACAAGGGGCGGCAUUCUUCGAUAAUGACAGUGACAGUGAGAGUGACAAUGAGAUCGAAGAGAUCGUAGAUGUCCGAGUGCCUCCUGGUCCACUCGGUGUGCUACUCGAUAGCGGGAUUCAGGAAUGUGCUGUCGUUCACGGCUUCACCAACCUCCCGACAGGCGAAAAGGGUCCCAUUGAGCAGCAUGGAGACGUGUAUCCAGGCAUGUACAUCAUGAGCAUCAACGAGACUAAUGCAUCGCUCAUGUCGCUGCAGCAGGUCACCCAGCUACUGGGCAAACUUGCGCGUAAGGAGAAGCUCAUCCGCUUCGCCGUCUUCCGUCCAGGAUCGCCACGCAACCGCAGCAUGACAGACACAGCCUCCGAGGUCUCCAACCAGCGCUUGUCUGUCACGUCCAAUGCCUCGUUGCCACCUCCAGUGCUAGUUGCAGCCAAGCCGCCAACUCCAAGCUCCGGUCUUGCAAGUUUCUCGUCACGUUUUGCUAACUUGGCAGCGUCUGUCAUGGAUAAAAAGCCUCCCACCCCUCGAACCAGCAUCACCUGUAGUAUGCCAGCUACAGCUCACAGCUCGGAAGAAUGUCCCUAUCGGUGA